AUAACAAGGCGUUUUUGUACAACAUGAGCUUUCCCAUGAAGACAAGAGUAGCAACUAGCAAGAGUUCCUCCCAGUUCAGAGAGUGGUGGGCAAAACGAGUAGGUAGCCGCUUUAAAGAUGGGUUGGUGUCGGCUAGGCGAUCGGCUUUUGCAGGAAAUCCAUGGGCACAAGAGAAGCCGAAAGCUGUAAGGCGUGGUAAAAUAACAAGCAAAGUUGCUAGAGCAAUCCCAACUAUAAGCGGCCAAGAGUCUUUGAAGAAGUGUGCUAAAGGGAGCACAAAGAGAAAGGCCAUCCAUAGUGCGGCCACUGAGGCGGCCAAAGAUGGUGCCACCAUGUCUUCAACGUCUCAAUCUCUUCCAGUGAAACAACCGGCAAAACAAGACGAGCAAUCCUCUGAGAGCGAAGAACAAUUGUGCGUGGCCAAACGAAGUUGCCUAGAGACAUUCAAGAAGGCCAACAUCCAAAAUGCCAUUCCUAGUGAAACAGAGGAAUCCGUGGAACUAACCAUUGAUAAAGAUGGCCAACCAAGUAGUGACGAACCUGUGGGGGAGAUAAUUUCUCUUGAAAGAAUGGCUGAAAGCGACGUUGGGGCAAUGAAUAUAGAAGAGACACUUGUGCUCACCCAAACUUCAACGCAAGCCAGUAUUCCCUCCUCGUCGCUUAGUGAGCAACACAUGGUGUUGGCUAAUGAACUAGAAGGUGAUCAAGGGUUUGAAGCCGAACUUCAGGCUUUCAUGAGGGCAUUUUCGGCCGAUGCUCUAAUCCAACCAAAAUGCUGCUCGGCCAUUUCGCAGUUACCAACCCCGCAAUUGACAUCAAGGGAGGAAGUUGAUGGGGCUCUGAAGGUGGUAAAGGAAAUGUUAGCGCAGCCAUUAAAAGAAUUUGUGGAAACAGGCCAACUAUCAAAAGUGAAAGUGGCCAUGGAUUUGUUACUUGGAGCCAAAUACUUUGCCCCUCCCAAGGUAGCUCUCAUUGGUGAGAAGCUAGAAGUGUUGACCCAACAAAUAUUCCAUGUAGCUGGUUCAUACCAAGAAAUAGAAAAAAGGAGACAACAAAUCUUGGCUUGUGAGCAAAUGAAGAAAGCCUUGGUUCCCGAGUUUGGGUGGUGUAUGGAACAAAAACGGGUUGUGGAGUCUCUUGAAGGCAAGAUAAAUGAAUUGGAAAGACAAUUGGCGUCCUUGAAACAAGAGAGACAAGAAGUGGGGGAAAAGCUUCUUCAAAGGAGUAGGCAGUGUUUCCAAAGCCAAGGACAACUGAAGAAAAUAGAGGCCGAAUUGAAAAAUUCCGAGCCUAGGUGUAUGCAACUUGAGAGUGACCUUCAGGAUACUAGUUGUACCUUGGGAGCUCUUAAAGCUUUAUUAGCCGAGUAAUGAUGAUUGAUGUAUGUGGCUCUUUUGUCGGCCGUUGGCCGGUUUUUUGUAAACAUUUGAAAGUUAUGGGCCGAUGAAAAACUUAAUUAAUUAUUUGCUUGCCGGUAGAUUAUCAUAAACAUCGUUGGGUCAUGGAUAGAUAAUAUCUUGUAGUAGUAAAUACAAGUGAAGUAUAAUGGUCAAGCAAA
This is a messenger RNA of Rosa chinensis, 1558 nucleotides long. RefSeq lists its product as uncharacterized. The coding region runs from base 24 to 1370 and encodes 448 amino acids. The record is from RefSeq and is a predicted model, not a curated record. The transcript is spliced from 5 exons. Lineage: Eukaryota; Viridiplantae; Streptophyta; Magnoliopsida; Rosales; Rosaceae.